Oppia nitens is the source of this 2015-nucleotide messenger RNA. It is a transcript of the gene bs, whose product is annotated as serum response factor-like. Gene Ontology annotation, molecular function: protein dimerization activity; DNA-binding transcription factor activity, RNA polymerase II-specific; RNA polymerase II cis-regulatory region sequence-specific DNA binding. Bases 338 to 1984 code for a protein of 548 amino acids. NCBI's taxonomy places the organism in Eukaryota, Metazoa, Arthropoda, Arachnida, Sarcoptiformes, Oppiidae. The transcript is spliced from 6 exons. Gene Ontology annotation, biological process: positive regulation of transcription by RNA polymerase II. The record is from RefSeq and is a predicted model, not a curated record.
AAACAUUAUUUAUAUAUAGUUUUGCUGUCAUAACAAUCAUAACAAUCAUAACAAUCAUAUCAAUCGCUGGCAAACUAUUAGUUAUCGGUGACCAUAGAGUCGGUGACACUAAUCGGCAAACAUAUUGUGACCAAACUAUACGACACAACGAUUGGCACAACAAAAGUGUUUAUCGCAUAUUAUCGCCACUUAUUGAACGUACUAUUGAACGGAAAAGUUUGCCGAAAAUUGUUAUUCGGCCGGCGAUCGACCAGUAAUUGAGAGGACAAUACACGUGAUCGGUAGACAAACACACGAAGCGUACGAUCACUACGACAGGCUUCGGACAAACAACUUAAUGAUGAAUUCAUAUGAACUGAUCGGCAGUAAGACAUCGCCGUUGUGUCACAUGUUUGACUCGGACCGACUGUUGGCCAGUGACAGCAACGAGGACAGCAAUGAUGACCACUCGUCCAAUACGGUCGAUAAGUAUCACACAUUAGACCAUUUGGACAGUUAUGAUACAGUUAUGGACUUAGAAAACAAUUUGAUGAACUGCCACAACAACGGUCUCAUGAAUGAUGGCCACAAUCAUCACAACAGUCAUCACCCGAACCAUCAUUUGGGUCACAAUAGCAUCGAUCUUAAUGGACAUCUCAUCAAUAAUAAUGCUAAUAAUAACUGUUUGAAUAGUAAUAAUAAUAAUAAUAAACGCAAACAAAUAGAGACCAAUGGUAUGGCCAACGGUGGACAACAACAACAGUCAGGUGUGCCGAACGGUGUGUCCGUAAGCGGUGCCAACAAACGGGUUCCGCCACCGAAUGGCAAGAAAACAAAGGGAAGAGUGAAAAUCAAGAUGGAGUUCAUCGACAAUAAGUUAAGAAGAUAUACCACUUUCUCUAAACGCAAGACUGGAAUCAUGAAAAAAGCAUACGAAUUAUCGACACUUACGGGCACACAAGUGAUGCUUUUAGUGGCGUCAGAGACGGGACACGUCUAUACGUUUGCCACCAGAAAAUUGCAACCAAUGAUCACAUCAGACGCCGGCAAAGCACUGAUCCAGACGUGCCUGAACUCACCCGACAGUGGUCUUCAUUGCGGCGAUCAGAGGAUGUCCGCCACCGGCUUUGAAGAGACAGACCUAUCGUACGCUGUCGGAGAUGAAUCACCCAAUGAUAAGAGUGAAGACGAGUCGUGUGAAGGCGCGGGACAAUCAAGUGGCGAGUCGUCAGAUAACGGCGCCGAGGAUUCAUCUGAGUUCAUGACCGCUGGUAUAACACCGGGAACAGCAACUUAUGCACAGUUGGAAAAUGCUUUACCACUUAAUUACUUGAAUGAAAUAAAUGCUAAACUAACUAAUCGUCAACUGAUAUCACAAUUGAAUAAUACUAAUGUUUUAUUGAAUCCGACUUCGCUAUCACAUACAUCUCAAUCCACUGUACCAUCAAUUACAUCAUUGGUAACGACUACACCAUCAGCUGCUUUGCAGUUGACGUCAAGUAAUACAUCAAAAUUGGGAACAAUUGGAUCCAAUACUAAACCAAAUCAAACCAUACAUAAUGCAAUUCAUAUGACUCACGCAUCAGCUCAGCAACUGUUGAGCGCCGGAAACAUCUUAUUGUGUGCUAAUGGGAGCCAAAUAGCAUUACCCACCGGCCAGUCAUCUCAGUCGUCGACAUCCAGUAGCACAACACCAACACUGAUGUAUAAUCCCACGCAAGGACUAGUCUAUGCCACUGCCGGCACAGCUACCACUGCCGGUAACACCGGUCUAAUAACUGAAGGAUUAAUACUGAAUUUGGGCCAAAAUCAUACCACCGGUAACACUGAGGUUCUCAUCAAUAAUAAUGCAUUUUCACAAAUACAAUUACAACAACAACAGCAGCACCACCAACAACAGCAACAACAAUUGAAAUCAAUGAUAAGCACCGGUAGCAACAGCGGCCAAACAUCAGGUGCCAAACGUGGAGGCGAUGGAUAUAAAAAGCAACGAACAAAACAAUGAUAAUUAUAUACAGUAUAUAUUGAAACAGUCA